AUGACGAGAUCUGAAGUCACCAAUGAGAGCAGAUUUGUUGCAGGGUUUACAGCCAUUAGACGCCCGGAGGAACAAGAAAUAGCAAGUCAGCCUAUUUCAGAAAAAUUGUUGGAUAAUAGAAAGGGAGAACUGGUAGAAAUUCCGGACAGAUACAAAGGUAGAGUGGCUGGAAAACAAAGUUGUACUUUACGCAAGAUAGAGACCCAAACAGGGGUAAAACUUUUCGUGGAGGAUGGAGAAGUAUACAUAGUCUAUAGAACACAACAGCAACGGCGACAUGCGAAAAGGAACAUUGGAACAAUUGUGGCUGGAGCAAGACUAAAGGAUUUUGAAAAAGAAUUUUGCAAAGCUUGUUCUUACGUCGAUGGUCGUCAUCUUCCUGAGAACUGUAAACUUAAGCUUGAGGAGGUGCAAGAAGAGGAUCGCAUGCCACUACCAGGGCUUCAAACGCAAUAUCGACUCGAACCAGCUGAGCACUGUGAAAGAGAGAAUUCGUACCAUGAUCGGAAUGACCCCGUGUACCAAUCCAAUCUUAAAGACGAAGUUUUGAUGUCAUUACGGAAGAUUAAAGAGAACAGAGAGACAGAUGAGAGUCCGAAGGCUGAUAUGUGGUGUCAUCUGGGAACUUGUAUUAUUAGAGUACCUGAUGAAGAGAAUGUUGUCCAAAAAACAUGGGACGUCGAAGAGAUAACUGAACAUUUUCAAAGGCCUGAUGCUGGAGAAAAAAUGCUUUGGAAAGUUUCUUUUAGAGAGCGAGAUGACAUUCCUGAGGACAUCUUUAAAAGAACUGGCCUCAAAGAGAUCACUGAAGAUAAUGAAUACGUCUCCAGAUAUGACCUAACAUAUUUGACGCCUUGUUUUUAUCAACUUAGAUGUAAGGUGUGGGUGACGAAGAGUAGCGUAAAGAAAAAGCUUGAAGAUAUACCAAUCCCUUUUAGUGACGUGAAGAAUGUAUUGGAAGAGAUUCAAUUUGAAGAUGAAACAACGCAAUCACGUUGUCGUGGAUGGCUGGUACUUAAAUCUCGAAAAUAUUUUCAGACCGACAUUCUUUUCCCCGGCUGCGAGCUAGACUGCAGGUUCACCAUACGUGAGCGAAGAGAUCGUACUGCUAUCAGAGGAGACGUACCCGAAAUCGAAGUGAGACGUGCUUUGUCUACAUACCUUUCUCGACUAACUUUGAAAGAUAAGGAUGCCUUCGGAUUACUUCUUCCAGAUCACGAUUUGCCUGAAGGAUUCCACCUACUCCGUAAGCGAUGUUGCAAGCGAAAAAUGUACAGCACGCGUGAAGGAUUCUUUGCCAUACUUUCUCAGGAGGAUUCAUGGUCCAUUGACUUCUUAGGGAAUGAAAGAAGCAGAGAAUCGACUGACCUCCACUUACAUAGCGAAGAGUGCGACAAACUUCUAAAUGGCACAGAUUGGCAACCGGAAAUCAUAGUUCAGAAACUGCCCGAAUUUAUUCAAUUUGUAAAGGAAAUUCAAGACUUUGUUGUACGGGAGAUGAAAGGAAAUGGAUCCACAAGAACAGUUCCUCCAGAGAUUCGCGCUCGUGGUCCUCAAGCUUUAGAAGCCUAUAACAGUGCACUGGCCGAAGGUCAAACUCGUGUGAAGAGAGUACCGUUGAUGUUAGUUGGACAAGAUCGGUCAGGAAAGACUAGCGUGAAGAAGUCCUUGAAAGGAAUUUGUUUCAACCCGGACGAGGAUAGCACCGUGGGCAUCGAUGUCGAUACCUAUGAAUUCAAAGUAACCACUGAAAUAGGGAUGACAAAGGACCAAGGCGAAAAAGUUGAUGAGGCAUCAAUCUCUUUUGAGCAUAGUGCAGCUCGGUGGAUUGCAGAUAAAUUAACGGCGAAAGAAAACGUUACUGAAGCUACAGAAGCAGGUAGUACCAUGUCAGAACAUUAUGACUUUGAAGAAAUUAACACCUUAGAGGGAGGAUACCUCAGUAAGAUUUUAAGUUACAGAGACCCUUCAGAGUUGCCUAAAAAUCCAGCAUACACUCAUUCUUCGCACGAGGAACCUUCUUUACCAACGAGAGAAGAACAUAAUCUACCUCCAACGGAGCACGAUGAAGAUGUACUCAACAGCACGUUUGGAAAAAUGCCGGAAUUUGAAGACAUUGCUAAGUUAAUUCAACAGAUCCUUCAAGAUGAGUUGCAAGGCGAUAGAGAGGAUAUUUACUCAAUUACGUGGGACUUUGCUGGACAGUCUGUAUAUUACGUGACACACCCACUCUUUCUCACAAGAAGAGCAAUCUACUUUUUGGUCUAUGACUUAAGUAGGAAUCCAAGCGACAAAGCUAUACCCCCGGUGAAGCAAGGAGUUUAUGGAAAAAUUGAAGAUAAAUAUAAUCUGAAAACGAAUUUGGAUUACUUAGAGUUUUGGAUGAGUUCUUUGGCCUCCUUAGUGGAACAGAGUAAUCGCCCACACGUGAGCCCCGCCAGGAAGGUGCUUCCGAAGAAUCCUCCAGUUGUUUUCUUGGUGUGCACUCAUGCUGAUAAACCAUAUUGUAAUCGCGAUCCUUUUGCACUUGCCAAAGAAAUUUUUGGUGAUUUGAAAACCAAACCAUAUGGUUGCCAGUUGUUUGACGUGUUUUGUGUUGAUAACACCAAGUCAGGCUCUGAAUCAAAAUGUCAAGAGAUCAUGCGAUUGCGAGAGAAGGUUCAUGAAUUUGCUAAGGAGUUACCACAUCUAAAUGAGGCUAUUCCGAUCAAGUGGUUGAAAUACGAAAAUGCCCUUCGUGUGAUCAAGGAAACUGGUCGAAAAUUCAUCUCCCUCGCAACCGCGAAAAAGAUUGCUUCCGACGUUUGCAACAUAAACAAAAACGAUGAGAUAUUAACAUUGUUAAACUUUUUGCACGAUCUGCGAGUUUUGAUCCACUUCGAUGACACUCCGGAAUUGAGUGAUUUAGUUAUCUUGGAUACCCAAUGGUUGAUUGAUAUAUUCAAGAAUGUAAUAACUGUCAGGCCUUACAACUCGAAAGAGGAAGACUUUGAUGGUCUUUGGCUCAAACUGGAAAAAGAGGGAAUCCUGGAAGAAAAGCUCCUCAAACAUGUUUGGAAUUCUUUGAUCCCUGAGACAGAAACUCACGAAAGCCUUAUCGCAAUAAUGGAGAAAUUCAGCUUGUUGUGUCCUUGGCCAUCGUCACAAGACUCGCACAACAAGCAUUAUCUGGUGCCAUCUAUGACGCAGACGCACCCGCCAAAAAUGAUUAGUGACCUCGUUGAAUCUGCAAAACUUCCAUCCCUUUUUCUUAAAUUUGAUACAGGUCAGGUCCCCCUAGGUUUAUUUCCCAGAUUUGUGCUGGAAUUCUUUCUUUGGAGUAGAAAAGAAUUUCGUCGCGCAGCUUCUCCCCAAUUUUAUAACAAUUUUGCUAGAUUUCACAUCUUCCCAAACCAAGGCCUCUCGAUUGCUCUCCUUUGCCAUUCCUCUGCAAUUGAGGUCAUUGUCCUCAACGCAAAUAGUGAAAUUGGUACGUCUGAUGUUGCCUUAAUUAAAGCCUUUCGUGGCCAGCUAACUUUGAUGAUAGAUUGCGUUAGGAACAAGUUCUUCUGGGUGAAGAAUGUUGCAUGUAAGGUAUGUUUCCUAUGUCCGAUCUGCUCCCAUGGACGCGCGGUCAGCUUCUGCACACAACAUAAUGAAGAACAUUGUAAGAAAGAGGAAUGCCUCCACUUCCUUUCAGAGUCAGAUUUAGGAAAUAAAAAGGAACAGGUCUUUUGCACAAAAUCUGCAACCGCUCGGGAUAACCGAAUUCAGGCCGAGGAAUUUUCUCUCUGGAUUUCUCCCAGCGAGGAAAAGGUGGUGACUUAUCAACGUGAUGAGACCCUUCUAUCCAUCGUGAAAGAUGGAGAAGAGGAGAUGUCAACUGAGUUACUUUCCGAAGCUAUAACAGCUCUUCGGCCACAACCACCUGCCAGCAGUGAGGUGGAAAGGAUGCUAGAUCCUUUCUCAACAGAGAGCUAUGAAAAGGGUAUGGAAUUCUUGGCGUGUGAUGGAUGCGAAGAUGAAUACAACGCAUUCGAAGGUACUUCCGUUAACUUAAUGGGAGCCGUUAGUCAGCAUAACGCCUUCACUUGCAACACUCUUGCAGGAAAUUGCCAAAUUCAGACAUCCGCUGGAAAUCACCUAAAUGCUUCCCAUUCACUUCGAGGUGCUUCUCAGGAGAGCGACGGGAAGCAGGUUCCUUUUUCACAAGGGAAUGGAUACAAAUCUCUCCUUUUGCCUCACAAAGUUAGCGAAUCUCUCCAGUUAACAUCAGACGCCCCAAAAGAGGUUGUAGAUAAAUUGCUUCACAAUCUACAACUUGAUGAUACCUCACUGAAAGAUCCAAAACCUGAAACUGAGAAAUGGAUCCGUUGCCUCACGAGGGACGCUAAAAAUCGUGGCAGGACUGACGUUGUUAAGUUUUUAAGAGAAAUCAUGCCAGCAGGGACAGCAGGUCCAAUGCUGCCCGACACACUCCUUGUUCAAAAUAUUCCAAAGACUCAGCUAAAAGAGUUGACAGUUACUCUCAGCGGUCGAGACGAUUGGGAGCUAUUUGCCGAGAAACUGGGACUGACCCCGGCGGAGAUACGGUUUUUGGACAAGCGCACGUUGAACCAAGUGUUGGAAGUUUUGAAUUUCGCUGCACAAAAGUAUCUCAUAACUGUGGGAGAUCUUUAUGACAUUUUGAAAGACUGUGGGCUGCCUGUCAUUGCCGACUUUCUUUGA
Messenger RNA from Pocillopora verrucosa, 4707 nucleotides. The record is from RefSeq and is a predicted model, not a curated record. Lineage: Eukaryota; Metazoa; Cnidaria; Anthozoa; Scleractinia; Pocilloporidae.